Messenger RNA from Entamoeba dispar SAW760, 714 nucleotides. RefSeq names its product protein DEK, putative. NCBI's taxonomy places the organism in Eukaryota, Evosea, Mastigamoebida, Endamoebidae. The transcript has a single exon. Bases 1 to 714 code for a protein of 237 amino acids. The record is from RefSeq and is a predicted model, not a curated record. Gene Ontology annotation, molecular function: DNA binding; histone binding. Gene Ontology annotation, cellular component: nucleus. Gene Ontology annotation, biological process: chromatin organization; regulation of double-strand break repair.
AUGAAAACUAGAAGCCAAAGGGAAAGAAAGGUUGUUCCUCAUUAUUCAAGUGGAAUUGUCAAAGGGACUGAGUUAUUUCAAGGAAGGGGUAUUCCUCUUGGGAGCUCUAAACGUAUUAAAGAAGGUAUAGAUAAUUUAUCAUUAGAUUCUCUAGUUUUACUUCAUAGAUUAAUGUAUCACAAACAAGGUGAAGACUCAGAACGAUUAGAUGACAUCCUCUUGUUCAGUGGAUUUAAAGACAUUAAACAAAGAGAAGCAGCAAUUAGAAUAGCUCAAAGAGUUAGUGAAGAUAAUAUCAAACCAUUAUGUAAAUUAUUUGACAUAGAAAAUGAAGAAAAGGAUGAUAUGGUCAAAGAGCUAUCUGACUUUCUUUUUGCCCCAAAACUUUUGAAAAGAGAUUUUAAAUUAAAUUAUAUAGAAACAAUGGACGAAAGUGAGGACAAUGAAGAGAACCUCCGUAAAAUAGAAGAAAUGCUUGCCUCCCCUGAAGAAGAAGAGGCUUAUACCCCCGAAGAGGUAUCUGAAGAAGAGGAUAGUGCUGAUGAUAAAAAAACAACUAAAAAGCAAUCGAUUCAUAAAAAAGAACAAAACGAAAACAAAGUAAAACAAAAUAAAAAUAAAAAAGAACAAAAUUUAACAAAAGAGAAGAAACCGUAUCCCACAAUUUCUCAUAAAAAAGAAACCAAGAAAAAAAAUAAAAAGAAAGCAAAGUAA